Molecule: messenger RNA, 2178 nt
Organism: Geodia barretti
Lineage: Eukaryota; Metazoa; Porifera; Demospongiae; Tetractinellida; Geodiidae
Source: the annotation of a GenBank genome assembly
AGGACCUCACGAGUACAUGCUCAUCCUCAACCCUGACCUGUACUCGAAGAGACAUGUUCAGUGGUACUAUUUCCGUGUGUCCAACAUGGAAACCACACCCAUUUACACAUUCCACAUUGUAAACUUUGAGAAGAGCAAAAGUCUUUACAGCAAAGGACUGCAGCCUCUGCUCUAUUCAGAACACGAGGCAAGAGCCACCGGAGUGGGCUGGAGACGAGUUGGAUGGAAUAUGUCUUACACCCAGUCUAGAGUCAACUACCCUCCUCACAUGUCUCCUCUCCGCUCCUACUUCACUCUCACCUGGAGCAUGAGGUUCUAUCACCACGGCGACACAUGCUACCUUGCCCACUGCUAUCCUUACCCUCUGUCGGCUCUGUACACAUUGCUAGGCAAAAUAGAGGAGGAUAGUGAGAGAUCAAAGUACAUUCAGAGAGAGGAGCUUUGCCGGACAUUAGCAGGGAAUCCGUGUCCACUUCUCACAGUCACUGAGUUCACUGGUGAGGAGGAAGAGGGGAGGAAGAAGAGAGGUGUGGUUGUCACGGCGAGGGUUCAUCCCGGAGAGACAAACAGCAGCUGGAUGAUGGAGGGACUCAUCCUCUUCCUCACCUCCAACUCCCCUCACUCACAUGCUCUGAGGAAGUCAUUUGUCUUCAAGUUGGUGCCGAUGCUGAAUCCUGAUGGUGUUGUCGUGGGCAACUACAGGACAUCCCUGGCUGGAGUUGAUCUGAACCGAGUCUUCAGGACACCAGUUACUGCUGCGUUUCCUACCAUCUUCCACACUAAGAAGAUGAUGAACAGUUUUCAGCAGGAAAGAGAGGUGUGUAUAUAUGUUGAUCUCCAUGGACACAGUCGCAAGCACAAUGUCUUUAUGUACGGUUGCCACACCCCCAAAGCAGACCACACCCAGUUUCUGUAUGAGAGGCUUUUACCGUUUCUUCUGUCAGAGCAGGCUGCUGACAUGUUCUGUUUGGAGAGUUGCAAGUUUGCAGUCCAGCGCUGCAAGGAGUCCACUGGAAGAGUGGUUACUUGGAGAUCUGGAGUUCCCAACAGCUUCACUCUAGAGGCCACAUUCUGUGGUUCCAAUCUAGGACCAAAUCGUGACAGGGACCUACUUCGCAUGGGGAGCAAUCUCGGGGAGGCUUUCUACAAGUUCAGCAAAUGUCUUCAGAGCAAAACAUAUGUCCAUACGAGAUUAAGUUUACUACGAAGAUGGCACCAUUCUGCUUUUGCAAAGGCAGGAAAACUGUAGCACCACAAAACUACCGCUCUUAAAGAUUCAUGCAUAAUAUUGACUAUAGUGUUGAAGUAUGAAGUAUUACACUAGGGUAGCCCUAAAAAUGUUCUGAGUGUCGUGGUUUUUGUUCCUUUGCCGUGACAUGAGGCCUCGUUGUAGGUAUCAGUUGAAAGUGAUGGCUCGACUGGCAGAAAAGCUGAUGAAGAGGCUGGCCACACCCACUGACAACGUUCAUCGUCCCACCUCAACGCUGCCUGAUGUGGUGACCAGUACCACCACAACUCUCUCCCCUCACUCCCGCGCCUGUCUGCAUAAGAAGCAAGCACGGCACAGCCUCAGCAAGUUCAAGAAAAUGAACAUGAGGCAAUUGGAGGAGGAAUCGAGUACCAGUGGGUCUGACAGUGAAAACCAGGACUUCAAGUACAGGAGAAAGAAGAGAAACAAAGGCCGCGACCAACGACAACAGAGAUCUGUAAUGGGGACUCAUACUGGUGUUCAUGAGCCUUUUCUUCCCUCUCUCCCUCGUGCAUCACGGAGUCUAGUACUACAGCAAAACCCUUGCCCAGAACUCACCCUCCCUUCCCUCCUCACACAAGCCACACCCACCCAGCAGCAGACAAGAGUCUCGGCCCCAGUCAGACUCCAGUCCAAUCAGCCUUUUCACUAUCAACAGAGUACAUCGAAAUGGAAGUUUGUUAAUCGCUAUAGUAACAGAUCCAAUGGAGGGAUCCCCAUGUUUGCAGAGGAGAGAAUGAAGGAGAGAAUGGAGAAGAGAUAUAUGGAUAAAAGUGACAUCCAUUUGCCUGCAGCCCCUUCCCUCCCGAAUGUGGUAGUUACGAAACAAGGAACUAAAGACCACACCCACCAAAACCUGGCACGGCAGCCACACCCAUUCUGGACCAACUGCACUGAUAACAUUUCAUCACCACAGCAGCACUACGAGC